GGAUGCGCUACGCGGACCCCUCGGCGAACCGGGAUUUGUUGGGGAACCGAACUUUGCUCUUCAUCUUCAUCUGCGCCUUCGCCUUGGUGACCUUGCUGCAACAGAUCUUGUAUGGCAGGAACUACAUCAAGAGAGGUCUCCAGUUUGGUUGGCAGAGUGGUGACCAGCUGGCCAAUUGGACGGGGCUCUUUAAUGUCAUGGACGACCCAGCAGUGCAGAGUGGCAGUGACUCCAGCUCCAGGUACUUUGAAUUUUACGAGGGCCCUUUUGAGUAUAACUCCACGAGAUGCCUGGAGCUGAGGCACGAGAUCUUGGAAGUGAAGGUGCUUUCCAUGGUGAAGCAGUUGGAGCUGUUCGACAGGUGGAAGAGCCUCCAGAUGUGCAAAUGGGCGAUGAACAUCUCUGAAGCCAACCAGUUCAAGUCCACUCUGUCCAGGUGCUGCAAUGCCCCCUCCUUCCUCUUCACCACCCAGAAGAACACGCCCCUGGGGACGAAACUCAAGUAUGAGGUGGACACCAGCGGCAUCUACCACAUCAACCGGGAGAUCUUCCACAUGUUUCCCAAGGACAUGCCCUACUACCGGUCCCAAUUUAAGAAAUGUGCCGUGGUGGGCAAUGGGGGCAUCCUAAAGAACAGCCGCUGCGGGAGGGAGAUCAACAGCGCCGACUUUGUCUUCCGGUGCAACCUACCCCCCAUCUCGGAGAAGUACACCAUGGAUGUAGGGGUGAAGACAGAUGUGGUCACGGUGAACCCCAGCAUCAUCACAGAGAGGUUCCACAAGCUGGAGAAGUGGCGGCGGCCCUUCUACCGGGUGCUGCAGGUGUACGAGAACGCGUCCGUGCUGCUGCCUGCAUUCUACAACACGCGCAACACCGACGUGUCCAUCCGCGUCAAGUACGUGCUGGACGACUUCGAGUCGCCGCAGGCCGUGUACUACUUCCACCCGCAGUACCUGGUCAACGUGUCGCGCUACUGGCUUAGCCUCGGGGUGCGCGCCAAGCGCAUCAGCACCGGCCUCAUCCUGGUCACGGCGGCGCUGGAACUGUGCGAGGAGGUGCACCUGUUCGGCUUCUGGGCCUUCCCCAUGAACCCCUCGGGCCUCUACAUCACCCACCACUACUAUGACAACGUCAAGCCCCGCCCGGGCUUCCACGCCAUGCCCUCCGAGAUCUUCAACUUCCUGCACCUGCACAGCCGCGGCAUCCUGCGCGUGCACACGGGCACCUGCAACUGCUGCUGAGGGCGGCGCAGGCUGCCCGCCAGCCCGGCAUACGGAACCUCGCUCCUCCUCGCCCGCCCACCCGCAGGGCAGGGCGAAGGCCUGGCGCUGAGGCUGGCACGCCCUCGGACGCUCGGCUUCGGGCUUGGGUCCUGUGGGCUGGGAGGCUGGGCUGGGGGCCAGGCGGAGUCAGCUCCAUGCCGAGCGCCCCCCACCUGCGCAUGGGUAGCGCGCUGCUGGGCCACAGCUCAAGGUCGCGGCCCUGGGGAUUGCAAGUGAAUCAAGCACAUUUCCACUCAGUUUUAGCAACCAAGAGAGCACAAACUGUAUGGCCUCUUUGCAGCUAAAGGAAGGCCCCAGCGGGAACGGAAAAGAGGGAGACAGGACAUAUGAGCAUGGUUAAGAUUUAACUCAGGAUUUUGGGUUCCUGAGCCUUAUACCCAGGCCUCAGCCCUGAAUUGUUGUAGAGAACCUCAGAGCUUAGAGGCCAACCCAGCGGCCAGACCUUCCUGUGGGGACAAUGGCUCAGAGAGGUCCAGGGAUUACCAACCAAGGUUCCACCAACCGAGUCCAUCAAGCGGCACUGUGAGAUCUGAUGCAAGGCCUGUGUGUUCCAAUCUUCGCCGAGACACCGUCAGCCAAGGAGAGCCACACCCUUCAAACGCAUCCGCAGGCACACACAUAAGUCUUGGCGCCUCCAAGUUCAAUCCUGCGUUUGAUCUUUUGAUGAGAAGGAAAUAAACCAGACCAGCCAUUUGCACUAAGGUUUCCAAGCCAAUGUUACCGACUCAAUAAGUGCUUAGCGACUUGCUUCCUCUUCUGUCUCCCUAUCUUCAGCUCUGUUUUAACCAGGAGUUAUUUAUAAGAUCCAUCCCUCUGUGUGUUCCUGAAUACUGCACAAUCCUGCUGUAUAAUGUUCCUGAAUUGGAACCGUAAGGCUCCAGACUGGAAAACGCUGACAUGUGACUUGUGAGCUUAGCGAUGGAAGUGAGCCAUGGUCUCUGACACCAGCAUCACUGAGGUUCUACUGUAAAGGCGGGACUUCCCACAGCACUCAGCCUGGUGGCCUUCACACGCACGGACCCACAGGGCCUCUGCUUUGGGAAGUCAGCUGGACCUAGCCUAAAAGGGGUUCACAUGUCAUUUCACAUCCCUUUGCUUCCCCCGUGGUGUUUUGCCUUAGAAUUUUGCGUGGUAUGAAUUGCCUUAGAAUUUAGCUUUGUGGAAUCGUAGAGUAUUAGUCCUGAAAGACCUUCAGCUCCCUCCCUCCUCCCUCCUUCCCUCCCCCCUCCCUUCUUUGCUCUCACCCUUCUUCCCUUCCUCCUUUCUCCCCUCCUUCCCAUAAAUAUUUCCAGAAGCCUAUUCUGCUUUGGUUUGGGGCUGGGCUUGGGAAGACAAGGUGACACAUAAAGGCAGUAUCUCUGUCUUCUAGGAGUGGAGGGCAGACCAUAGGCAAAUUCUGGCCCCGCCCACUGGGUGUUCAGAGGGGGAGGGACUGUGAGAGCACAGCAGGGAACGGGACCUUUCAUCUGAUCACCUCAUUUUACAGGCAGAGCAAUAGGCCCAGCUGGUGAGAGACAGGUGGGCACAGGCCUUGUCCCGGGCCCCCAGGCUCCCCAUCCAGGGCAGAACCCCUUCCUCUUGCCUGGAUUUCAUGUUGGUGGGCCAAUAUAGAGCAAGUACUCCAUGCACGACACUCCUCUAGAUGCUGGCCUUGCUUCUGAGCUCUGGUCCUCACUGGGAAAACCUGGGGCUGCUCUGAACCCGUCUGCUUGUCUGCAGAGCCAGGAAGUAGCCAAUGAGGUAAAUUAGGCCCAAGCACUUGGCGAACCAGGAAACACUACUAAGGACGGUGGGUGGUUAUGCUUCCCUGUGCUCUGCCUGUUUCUCCCAAGGAAGGAAUGGCUGGAAAGAUUCCAGUUAACUGAGGUUUCCAGCCACUUGUUUGUGGUUAAUUGAGCCCCUUUCUUGAAACUACAGAAUGUCAGAACUGGAAGGCUCUUAAAGACCAUUUUGUCCCACAUAAGGAAACAGGCCCAGAACAGGGAGGUGGCCUGGGUCAAGUCGUGCCAGGGGCUCUGUUGAAUGCCUGCUGAGGACAGAACCCUCUGCCAGAAGCCCUCUGUUUAUGUUCCAGAUGGGGCAGUGUUUGGGGGCAAGAGCCUUGGUGAGUCAAAUACCAUGGUUCUCACAGCCAAGGGUGUCAUGGGCUGGUGCCUGCCCCAGCCAGGUCCCUUGUAGGGGCUGGGGAUGGAGCCUCAUGACCCAUCCUGUGAAGGAGCUGGACUCCUUGCUCUCGGUCCUGUUUAAGUCGCUGGGUCUUAGGGCAAGUCCCUUCCCCUCCCUUAGGAUCUCCGUUUCUUCAUCUCUACAACUAAAGGCUUAAAAAAUACCCCUAGGGUCUCUGUAAUCUUUAAUUUUAUUUAAGUUUUUGGAAGUACUAAUGAUGUAUGGAUCUAAGCCAUAAAUAAUAUUUAUUAUUAUAAUAGCUAAGAUUUACUGUACGCUUAUUCUGUGUCAGGCCCUACACUGGGCACUUUCUUUGCACUGUCUCCUGUGAUCAUCACAAAACCCCCUUGGGUAAGAAGACUCCAUUGGGCAGGUGGGGAAACUGAGGCUCAGAGCCGUUCAGUGUCUGGCUGAUGGCCAAGCACCCGGUGGAGGAAACCGCACCCGCGUCUGUAGAACCCCAAAGCCUGUGCUCCAAACCUGUCUUAGCUGCUUCCUAACCAGUGUCACCAGGGCUGGAACAAGAGGGGUCCUGACUGAGAGGCCACUGUAGGGUGGUGCUGGGCCCCGCUCUAGGGACAGUGCUCUGGGAGGCUGUUAUGGGUCCAGGAGGGAGGCUGCUUGUAGGUGCUCCCCCACCCACCCAGCCCUGGCCCUGGCCGCAGUACAGAUGCACCCACAGUGCAAUGUAUGCAGGGGAGUUGAGGCCGUCUCCACAUUUUGCAGAAGGGGUGCAUAUUAAAAGUUAGCACGUUGGGGGACUUGCCCAAGGCCACAUGGCCGGCUAGUGACUCAACUGGGACUCAGCCUCCUGACUGCCAGGCUACACUUUUCUCCUGCAGCCAGUGUUUGUAGGCAAUGCACCCUUUCAAAGGCUCGAAGAGACCUGGGUGUUGACUCAGGAAGCCCCACCCCACCACUUUCCUCGCAACUCCACCCCCAUCCCACCAUGCAGACUACCAGUGACACUCUUGUAUAAGGGAAAUCAAUUCCCCAAAACAAAGCAACCAUCGCGUCUUCCUUUGUGCUAAGCUUACUGCUCCAGGCUUGAAAGGCAGCAACAACAAGUAAACGACUUGGUGCUCACCCAAGCAAAAAGGAAGGUGGCGCAAGGUCAGAUGUGGCCUCUGAGACUGUUUCAGCACUGCUGCUGCGGCAGCUCUGCCCACUAAUCACCUGGUGCUGCAGAGAGCAGGGCGCCCAUUGCCCUUGACUCUGCUGAGUAAGUGGAGAAGGGGGGAAGCAGUGGCAGCACUUCCUGACGACUGAAGGACAGCACAGAGCUGGCUUCAGCCAGGCAUUCAGCACAUUGUUACUGAGCGCUCAUUUUGUGCUGGGCAUCGUGCGAGGGGCCGUUGAACUAGUGAUGAGCAGAAUGUAGCCCCAGCCCUCUUGGAGCUUAUGGUCCGGUGGGCAUGUCCAGAUGCUGAACUGAGUCCCCCAGGCACACGUCGGAGCUGAGCUGAGUGCUAGCAAGUCUGGGCUCAGGGACAGUUAGCACGAGAGGAACACCUGGCCAUGCCGGGGUCAGUCCUGAAUUCCGAAGGUUGGCAGAAUGACUGUAAUUGUCAAAGCAGUGGAUCCACGUCAGGCCUCAUCCUCAACAUCCAUGUGACGUGUGACAGGGUGACCACACUGGUCUUUUGAGUCCUCUCUUCCUUUUUGUUUUUUUAUAAGGAACCACUUUCCCCCGACUUUCCUCUCUGAACGCUCCUGCUCAGGCUUCUUUGUGGACUCAUCUUCCGUGAAGCUUCCUCAGGGUUCCUCUCUCUUUCCAGGAGCAUUUCUGCAGAAAUCACAUCUGUUCGCAGCCUCACAUCUCUCCUGUCCUUGCAUAUUACACCCGUCUCCUGGAGGCCAUUUCUCCCUUGGAACAUCAGGAACACGCUUGCCAUGGCCGUCUGAAUGUCUGUACCUGCUCAGCAUCUCAGACCUCAACAUGUCCUCAACUGGUACAGUUAAAAGGGCAAUCUGGGUUCAAAGUCAUGUGCCCUUACUUACUAGUGACCUUGGGGGAGCUACCAAAGCUCCUGGAGGCUCUGACUCAUCAUCUGAGGUUGAGGCCAGGAUACCAGCCUCACCAGCUGUGGAAUAGGGUUGCACAAUGCCUAGCACAGUGCCGGCACAAACUAGACACGCAGAGAGCAGUUUCCCUCUUCCUCCUUUCUUCCCCUGCUGAAUGGCUCUACCACAUCAAUGGCCCUUCAGCCCCAAACCUGGGUCACUCUUGGCUCUUCCUUCUUCACUUUCUAUGUCUAUUUGUUCACCAAAUUUUAUCAAUUCUGAUUCAUAGAUAUCCCUUGAAUUCAUUCCCUACCUGCAUUGCUUCUGCCACUGCCCUAACUCAGACCCUUUUGACUGACCGUUCUGCUUCCAGAGAAUUAACUUCUGGAAACACCUUUGGUGGAGCCCGUUGCCAUCUUAUACCAUAUAGUCCAGAUUCCCUACCCAGAUGUGCAGAGUAUGUCCCAAGCUGGCUCACUCACCUUUCCAGAGACCCUCCUGCCAGCACCAUCCCUCUAAUACUCCUCUAGGUGCUGUGCCUUUGCACAAGCUAUUGGAAAUGCCUGGAGUGGCUCCACAUUCCAACCUCCUCCCUCCUCCCCUUUACCCCACCACUUUUGCAGAUAAUGUCAGGUGAUGGUCCCCGCCUCUUCCCCUCUGCGAAGCUGGGCUGGGCACUCUCUGUGCUUCUGUAGCAACCAUCACUGACUUCUAUUAAGACGUCCUCACAGCAUACUACGUGUGUCCUUGGCCGAGGGUCUGUCCUUUCCCCAGGAGAAUGCAUUGUAUCUGGCUCAUCUUGGGGCCCUCAGCACUGGCACAGAGCCAUGUGUUAACUAUAGCAAUGGGGUCUCUGUUAGCUGGUGGGUUCCAGUGGUUCAGGAGACCCCAUUAAUAAACCGAGUAACACCCUGGGGUAAUUGUCAGCUUAAGAGAGUACUCUGCUCAUUAUUUUUUUGCCUGGUACCUUCUGUGUGGGAAGCACUGAGCUAUACAAAGACUUGCCCACCUGCUUUUGGGGAGUUUGGGACGCAGGAGGCUGAAAUGUCCCUGUUGCAGUUGCUUGUUGGUUCCAUCACCCAGUCUCCGCUACCUUCUUUUUGCCUCCUCCCAUUAUAAUCUUUCUCGUCUGCUUCUUGCCUGUUCUUCAACCCUCUUUCUCUAGUUUAAACAAAAGAGGGAAAGAUUUUCUUUUUGUCCUUCCCUCCUUCAGAACCAUAGAGAUUUGUCAGGAUCUGAAACUGCUGUGCCGAGGUACAGGCUGGGUAGAAGUACACGAGGGACUUCAAUAAUGGCUCAAGAACAAGUGCAAAGUGCUUUAUUUAUCGGCUGGGAAACAGAUGAGCUGAGCUUUGCAAAAUGUCCACUCCAGUUGCCCAGUGGAAGGCAGGAGCUUGGGGGUCUCCCUGUGGGGAGGGGACGGUGCUGCUCUGAGUUCAACACACACCCUGGCCGCUCUCCCUGCAACCAGGGCACCCUUCUAGGAGGAGGCUGGCUGUGGCUUACAGCCAGGUGAGGCCAGGCUCGGGGUGUGCUGAAGCCCAGGGUGUGCCCUGUUCUCUUGUUCUUUGGAGGGCUGGUCAAGCCAGGACAGUCUGAGGUUGAUUACAUCCUACAAGGCGUCCUGAUAAAGCAGUGUGUUCUUCAAAGGGUAGACUGUAGAUCACCUAUAUCAGAAUCCCCUGAGUGUUUGUUAAAACCCCUGCCUCUGGACUCAGAGCCUGGGGGAGGGGUGGUGAUGCUGAGCAACCAGCACUGUGACAUCCCCCGGUGGGUGGUCUUAGAGCCCAUGUCGGCUGGAGAACUGGGCUCUGCACCGCUUGUGGGUCAGUGGCUACUGCCAGGUGAGUGGUGACGUCUGGCUUGAUAUUCAGACUGGAGUCUUAAGUGAUAAAAGAGCAAAACCAAGAAUCUGGCACAUAACUUCAGCGAGUUCUGGAAAUAUGAACAUAAAAUAUAGUCCACUAUUAAAUUAGCAACAAAAAUUAACUGCUCAGGAAUCUAUAAGAUUUAUGAAAUCUGUUUUGGCCUCGACACUAUCAGAGAUUUUUUUUUUCUAUUUUUCAACUAUGGUAAAAUAUACAUGAGAUUUACCAUCCUAGCCAUUUUUAAGUGUACAGUUCAGUAGUGUUAAGUUGUGCGGCCAAUCUCGAGUUCUUUUUUAGUUGCAAAACUCAGACUCUAUACCCAAUAAAGGACAAUUCCCCAUUUCCCCUCCUCCCAGCUCCUGGCAACCACCACUCUGCUUUCUGUUUCUUUGAAUUUGACCACUCUAGGGACCUCGUAUGAAUGGAAUUGUACAAUAUCUGACUUUUUGCGACUGGCUUAUUUCAUGUAGAAUCAUUUAGAUAUAAGCUGUUCUCAAAUGACAUGAACUGUUUUUAGUGUCCCUAUAAUAGGAUUCUGAUUUUGAUUUUUGCCUGGAGCAGUUGUCCUGGGCCCUUGGUUGGUCCCUAGCUUCUGGCAGCCUCAGCAUCCUUUGCUGAGGGUCAGAACAGACCUGGUCUUGCUUUGCUAGAUUGGCUCAGCUGUGCUGGCCAGCCAGUGUCCUAAGAGGCAACAGCACAGCUUCUAUAAGUGUUUAGAUAUUUCCCCUGCAUGGUCUCUUCAGUGAGCCUUCUUUUUUUCACUAGAGAGAGAGAGAGAGAGAGAGACAAACAUACAUACAUACAUACAUACAUAAAUACAUUACCGUGACUUAGCUCUUGGCACAAAAGCCAGAAAUCAGUGACUGUCUCUCCUUCCAGUAGGGGGACGGUUCCCUUGGCAACCAAGUAACUCAUUUUUUUUCAACUAAAUGACUUGCUCAGCUUUGAGGUAAAAGUUUUAUUUCCUCUAGAAUUAUGGUUCUCAACCUUAUAUGCACAUUGGAUUCACCUGGGGAUCUUUAUAAAACCACCCCCAUGGGCUCCCCUGGUGGCGCAGUGGUUGAGAGUCCGCCUACCGAUGCAGGGGACACGGGUUCGUGCCCCGGUCCGGGAAGAUCCCACAUGCCGCGGAGCGGCUGGGCCCGUGAGCCAUGGCUGCUGAGCCUGUGCGUCCGGAGCCUGUGCUCCACAACGGGAGAGGCCACGACAGUGAGAGGCCCGCGUACCGCAAAAAAAACCAAACCAAACCAAACCAAAAAAACCCACCCCCAUUCCAGAUCCUCAUCUUCCCAGAGAAUCUGAUUCACUUGGCCUGGGGAUGGGACCCCAUAUUCUUAUUUUUAAAAUCUCCUUGAGUGACUCUGUUGCGCGGUGGUUGAGGCUCAUUGUCCUGAGGCAGAAGGUCUCUGCCUUGGUGGCACAUCGGCGUCAUCUGAAGAGCUUUAAGACCCACUCGUGCCUGAACUUUGCGCCCAGAAGUUCUGACCCAGUUGGUCUGAGGUGUGAUCUGAGUAUGAGGGCUUUUCUGACUCUCCAAAUAAUUCCACUAUGCAGCCGAGGUUGAGAACUGUUGUUCUAGGUCAGCAGCUCCUGUGUCAGAAUCACUUGGAGAGCUCAUUGGUUCCUGGGCCCCUCCCUGGAGUCUGAUUUGACGAGCCUGGCGUGGAGCUUCCUCGCUGGUUCCUAAGCGGUGCUGAGGCUGCUCCUGGGACUACGUGUUGAGGAGCCCUGCUCUACAUGAUAUUGUAAGAAGCUCAGCCCUGCUCUGCUGCAUUUGUUUCCUGGUUAGGGGUUGGGAGCAUCGAUUCACGCUUGAGAUUUCUGAAAGGUACCAAGCAGCUCUUUUUCUGAACAUUUUCAACAUUUAAAUAAACAUUAGAAAUCUUUUUAAAGCAAAGUUACAUAGAUUUCUUCUCCCAGGGUUAGUAGGCUCAGAGUACCUGAAUUAAGAAUUCAUCUGUGCCCAGGAUCAGGCUGCAUUCUGGGAUCAGAGCUAAGGGGUUGGGUCUCUGGAGCUUGGAACCAACCUGUGACCAGCUGAGGGUCACCCUGUAACUGAUGUUGGGGUAAGAUCAGAGCACAACAGUGCUCUCUUUAACACAAAGCUGGACCAGGCACUCUGCCUACCAUGCCCAUGGAAAACAAAAAAGGAAGGUGGUGAUGAGGAAACAUCUCACAGAAAUGGGCUAAUGUGACCCAGGGCUCACACCUGCAUUAUGUUCCGCCUUCCUUUCCCACCUUCCGCUGGAAAAGGCUCCAGUUGCAACCAGCGAGCUAGUGCCUGGAACCUGCCUCAAUCUCUUCUGUCUCCAACUGGAGGCAAGUCCCCUGCCCUUUCCCUCUGAAGAUGCCCCCAGCAGUGUGGUCCCAGCGAGCACUUUAUCCCCAUGGCAGCUCACAAUUCCUCAUUCAGCCACAAAAAUUUGUUAAGGGAGGAAAUAGUUACUGUGUUAUUGAAACAAGGUCAAAGCACACCUCACUUCCCAGGGCCACUUACCCAGCAAGUUCGCUCAGCCCCAGGCAGCUGUGGACUCAGGUAAAGGAAAAUUAAUUUUAAGCCCCCAAAGUAGCUGCUAUAAAACUCUGUAUCAAAGACCAAAUAUUUUGCUAACAGCAAAUCCCUCAAGGCAUUCACUUUAAUUUUAAAUUCAAAUCUAGUGAACUUGAUUCUGGUUUCUAAUAAUAAAGCAAAUUAAGAGAAUGAUAACAGGUGCUAGAUUUAGCAAGAAGUGGCAGCUAAUAGACUAAUAAUAAUGGCAUUAAAAAGACCAAAUCUAUACAUCUCAGAAAAUCCCAAGUGAUCUGAGGCUAGUGGAGGGGCAAGUAGUUUAGUGGAGGGCCCAACAUGUAGUAAUAACCCCAAGGGCACCAAAUGACCCCUCAGAGCAGCCCAGCCUGCGGUAUCCACAACCACGUAGAGGGACGAAAACGCUCAAACAACGUUAGGUAGACUGUGUUUAAGAAGGCAGAGAAGCGUUUUAUCCACUUGGAAUUAUUUCCAUCCCCAAACACUUAAAACACAUUCAUAGAUGUCUUGGUGCUUAAAGGAUUAGCCCUUAGUUAUCUUGAAGUUCAGGCAGGUGAACUAGUUCGUUAUCUGAUAAUAUAGGCUUCAUGAGAUGGGCAAACUCACUCUUUCAGACUUAGUUUCCCUCUGACAUUUGCUGCCCCCCCCCCCCCGCCCCCGAGGAGGAGGGAGAAGGGCACCCCUUCUACUUUCCCGUCUUAAAGGGGACGUGCAGCGGGGCUGGUUGUGGUGGCCGGAGUGUCUUCUUCCUGCACCUCUGCUUCCACCUGUUGUGUCUCUAUUGCACGUGGGAGGGGGAUGCGGAUCUCAGCCGGGGCCAGGGCAGGCUCUGCUGUGACUCGGCCUGGAUUUAUUUGUGAUUUUAAGAAUAUGACUAUUUUUUUCAUAUUCUUAUGAAAGUGAGCACUUCUACUUUCUACACGUCUUCAUCAUCUAAUUUCUCACCAGCCCUCGCUGUGUUCCUAGGAGGAGGGUAAGGCAGGUGGUGGCAUCCCGACUGGACUGAGGCCCAGGAAGGUGACGGAGGCAUGCCCCGGGUCACAUGGAAUGGUGGUGAGCUCCGGUUGGGUGCCCAAGCUCCCCAAGGGGCAGGGGGAGACAGCCGUGUCUUGCUCUCACCCCUGAAGCCCUCGUGUUUUCUUCCCUCUGGGUUGUCAUGCUGACUGCAGUGUGGUUCAGGCCUGAGCUUUACCCCUGGCCUCAUGCCUUGCCCAGCGUCGGUGAGGGGCUCCGUUCCCCUCCAGGCCCCAAGCAUGGGGGCUGUACCUGGUGUGCGGAAGGUGGCAGCUGCCCUGGGCAGAGGGUCACCCAAGGCCGCGGCAAAGCAAGAGUGUGGAGGGCGUUGGCAGCAGACACAGCGACACAGCCCCCUGGUGCUGUGGCCGUUUGCGGGGCGCGGGGGGUGCUGCUGGGAUCCCAAGUGACAGCUCCUGCCAGCCCUCCUGCACCUUCUCGGGCAGGACCCUGGCCCCACUGUGGCAGGCUUCUGAGCCAGUCCCUCUUCCCAAGGUUUGGGGGACAGCUGGUCCUCCCUGAGGCUUCCACGCUCUGCACACAUGUUUUAGGGGUGAAGCAGGGUCUUGGUGGCCUGAAAAUUCCCUUUCUGGACCCAACUGACCUCCCUUCAGAAAGCCAUAACUCUUCUUCAAAGCCGUAUUGUUUGAACUGUGAAAUAUAUGUAAAUGCAUAUGUGUUUUUUAAACUAACACUUUAACUCAAUGAGCGUUCAACUGUUCAGUGCUACAGUUUGGAUUCAGAAGCCCCUGCCACCUUGCUCCCCAAGUGAAGCCAGGACAGAUGAUGGCGGACCACAGGGGAGCUGCGGAAAUCUCGGCCCUGCAGCUGCGUGCUCCCUGCCCUGCGCCUGCACGUGCUUUCAGCCAGGCUUAAUGGAAGUUUCCAGGAGUGCAUGUGAAGGCAGCCAGCACAGUACCUCCGAGGGGCUGGUGGCACGGACUCAUCCCUAAGUGGCCACCGUGUGUGAAGACAAAGUGGCCAUGCGGACGUGACAUGCAUGUGCUCUGCAGCCCCAUCCCUCCCUUGCUUUCCUCUCUCAAGGGCCGCAUCACAUGGCACUGUGUUCUGUAGAGCCUUUCCCAUUGGAGAAGAAAAGGGAGACUGAGAUGUUGUUUGCUGGGAUGUAGAGAAACUCGAUCUGGGUGUGGAGCUGGAGCAUUGCUUAAAAAAAAAAAAAAAUCCCUUCCUUCCUCUGGUUGAUUUGCUCCCUCUGUUUGCCCUGGAGAGAAACACUCUGUGCCAUUCCAAAGCGUUGGGGAGAUGGGGCUGCAGCCGUUAUCUUAUUGUCAUGCAAAUUUUGUUGAGGAGCAGGGGUUUAUACGAACUCCUGCAGCAUAAUUCUAGCUUGUAUGUAUGUGGCUGUCCUUGAGUGAUCCUGAAGUGGUGUGACUUAUGCCUAAGAACAUAAUCAGGGUAAUUUGUAUCUGUCACUGUUUGAAAAGCCCUCAAUUUCCAUCCAGUAAAACCAGUCAAAUGGCUCAUUUAGCAAAGACUCUCUGGCUGUGGCCGUGUGUGUGUGUGUGUGUGUGUGUGUGUGUGUGUGUGAGGCUGGACUAGGCUGAAGCAGCACAGCCCAAUGUGGGGAGGCUCCCAGCUCUUGUGAAGAAGGCAUGGCCACUUGGGGCCCAUCUUUGGGCAGCGUUGGCCUGUCUGUGUCUGACAAGAGUGGCAAUGUAAGCAUAGGGGCUCACAGGAAGGGCUCAGAAACCAAGAUCUAGACUAAUUUGGGUGGAGUGCUGAAUUGACAGUAUACAGGGAGCAGGAGGGCAUGGAGGACCGCAGGCUUCCACUAAGGAAGGAGGGUCCCUGAGGGCUGGAGGGCUAGGGCAGGUGGGAUCUGAGAUGUGCUCACACCUGGAAACAGAUCCAUUAGCUACAUAGACUUGUCUCUCUCUAAGCAAACUAGCUCUGUCAAGGUCCGGAGUCACAGCAAAGGAAUCUGAACACUAAUUACCCUCUUAUUAAAAAAAAAAAAAAAAAAAGUUCUUUCAAUGCCAAUAUCCAUGAGUGUGUUUAAAAUAGGAUUAUAUUAAAUAAAUAAAAAAAAUAUUCAUGCACAAACUGCCUGGCUGGGUCUGGCCUGCCCUAUGGGAUGCAGAUAAAAUGGCUUGGAUUCCACGGAUCUGCAUUUUGGGAAGUCCAAAGCCUUUCCUAUGAUCUCUGCAAGCUCCCAGGGGCUAACAUUUUCAUGAUCCCGCGGCCUUCAGACUUUUGAGCUUCUGAGCAUGUUUCUGUUUUAUAACCCUUAACCACCUAGAUUAGAUGCAGACCUUUCCUUGACAUCAGUGAUCAUAUAAUGCAUUCCAGAGUGAUGUGGGAAGAGAUGGGAAAGGGAUGGAAAACAUUCCAAACAAGCAAUCGCAAAUGUAAUGUUGGGUGUCCUCUGGCUAACCCACUGGCCAACCUCCCAAUGGGGAUACUUCAUGUGGCCCCAGCCUCAGUCCAUCUAUCUGGAUCCUCCUCUCCUCCCCCUUCUUUGGCCUCCUGUUCUUACUCCCCAACUCCCUCUCAAUGGAGAACACAUUUCUGCUAUUUCUCUUUGGAGCUGUUUAAACAUCCUCUGUGUGCUUGGUUUCCUGCAGAGCCUAGAUCUCAGCUUGCCUUUUACCUACCCCCUAACAAGAAUUUCCAUGCUAGCUGGAAGAUAUUUAAACUUUCCUUAUUACCAUUGUAAAAUGCCAAACACUCAAGCAAGCGACUAUGGAACCUAAGGAUACUGUUUGAAGGUUAUCCCUGAGACCUGGGCACUGUCUAUUAUAGGAAGAAAAAGAGCUGAGGGUCAGGGAAAUAGGACUUCAAUAUGUAUAUUUGAAUGAAUGAAUGAAUGACCCAACGAACUGGGGAAAGAAGUUGAAUGUAGUUUAUUUAUUUAAUAAAUAGAUGCAUACAAUUUGUCACUUCAUUCAUUCAUUCAACAAGCAUUUCUUGAGCCCCUACUUUGGGCCAGGCAACUUGAGAAUUUGGGAAUACAAAGGUGAGCAAACACACAUGCCAUCUCUGCACUUACAGGACAUAGAGUCUGGCCAGAGCAAUAAAGGUAAUCAAAAAAUUCCACAGUUCAAUGUUUAAUUACAGACAGUGCUUCAAACGAGCGUGCGGUGCUGCGAGAUGCUGGGCAAAUGUCCCUGGCCUGAGGUUGAGCACAAAGAGCACUCUGCUGGAGAAGGGACAAUUGAGCUGAGAGCUGGAGAGUGAGGAAGGGUUAACCAGGUGAAAGGUAAGGGUGGAGUUGUGCGGGAAGUAAGUCCAGGUAGAGGGCCCUGGAUGGAGAGAGAGCUUGGGACCUUGGAGGAAGGAUUUUGCAAGGGUAGGGAGGGGGUACGUGGCAGGAGAUAAGUCUGGAGGGCUGGAUGGAGGCAAGACUCUGUGGGGAAGAGGUGGGUCAUGUUAAUGAUUCUGAUUUUGAUUCAAAGAGAAUCAAGUAGCCCUUGAAGGAUUUUGAGGAAGAGGACAUAGUCAGAUUUACACUGAAAAAAUUCCUGAGAGGUGUGGCCAAGGUAGCAAGUAGGAAGGCCCUGAGCUCACUUCCUCCCAUGGGCACACCAAAAUUACAACUAUUUACAGAGCAACUAUCUAUGAGUAUGACCUAAAGACUGGCAGAAAAGAUUUUCCACAACUAAAGAUAUAAAAAAGGAACAAUGACAUGGGUAGGAGGGGCAGAGAUGAGGUAUAGUCAAUAUCUACAUCCCUGGGUGGGUGACCCACAAAUAGGGGGAAGAUAAUCACAAUUGCUGAGGUUCUCCUCAAGGAGUGAGGGGUCCAAGUCCCACAAUGGACUCCCAGCCCAAUCCUGCACUGGGAAAAAAACCCCCCAGAAUGGCUGGCUUUGAGGGCCACCGGGGCUUGCACAGGGGAGAGCCAGAGGACUGCAGGAAACAGAGACUCCACUCUUAAAGGGUGCACACAAAAUCUCACACCAUCUGAGUCCCAGCACAGAGACAGUAAUUUGAAAGGAGCCUGGGGCAGACCUAUUUGUUGAUCUUAGAGAGCCUCUUGGAGAGGCAGGAGGCAAUUGGACUCCCCCUGGGGAUGGGAAUGAUAGCAGUAGUCAUUUUUGUGAGUUUGUCCUACGGCGAAAACACUGGCAUUCGCAAGCGCCAUUUUGGAGUGCUCUACCUAGCCUAUAAGUGCUGGGAGCUUACCCACCCACCAUCAGGACAAGGCCCCAUCCACUACGGGAAUGGCAACAACCCCAAGAUGCUCCUGGGUCAUACAGCCAGCUGCCUCAGGACAUGGCCCUCCCCAUCAGUGGGCUGAUAGCCACCAUUCAAGGCAAUACCUGGCAGCCAACUGGGCCAGAGUCCAGCCCAGCCUACCAGCAUGCUCACAGUAGUUGACCCCACCACAAAGAAGCACCCACACAACCCAUAUAGGGGGUGUCCCUAGAGCAUAUAGCUCUGAUGACCAGAGGGGAGAAUGCUGCUGGGCCUCAUAGGACAUCUCCUACAUAAAGCUACUUCUCCAAGAUUGGGAAACAUAACUGGUCUAUUUAAUAAAUAGAAAUAAUCACAGAGAAUUAGGCAAAAUGAGGAGAAAAAGGAAUAUGUUCCCAAUAAAUUAACAAGAUAAAACCACAGAAGAACUUAGAAAAGUGGAGAUAAGCAAUAUAUCUGAUAAAGCAUUUCAAGUAAAAACAAAAAAUGUUCAAUGAACUUGGGAGAAGAAUGGAUAAACACAGUGAAAAUUUUAACAGACUUAGAAAAUAUAAAGAAGAACCAAACAGAACUGAAGAAUACAAUAACUGAAAUAAAAAUACACUAGAAGGAAUCAACAGUACAUUAGGUGAUACAGAGAAAUGGAUCUGUGAGCUGGAAGACCUAGUAAAGGAAAUCACCCAAGCUGAACAGAAAAAAGAAAAGGAAUUUUUUAAAAAUGAGGGUAGUUUAAGAGACCUCUGAGACAACAUCAAGCAUGAUAAUAUUUACAUCAUAGGGGGUCGAAGAAGGAGAAAAGAGCAAGUGAUAGAUAACUUACUUGAAGAAAUAAUAACUGAACACUUCCAUAAGCUGUGAAAGAAAACAGACAUUCAGUUCCAGGAAGCACAGAGAGUCCCAAACAAGAUGAAUCUAAAGAGGUCCACAUCAAAAUACAUUAUAAUUAAAAUGACAAAAAUUAAAGAUAAAGAGAGACUCUUAAAAGCAGCAAGAGAAAAGCAACUAGCUAUGUACAAGGGAACCCCCAUAAGACUAUCAGCUGACUUUUCAACAGAAACUUUGCAGACCCAAAGAAGUGGCAUGAUAUAUUCAAAGCUAUGAAAGGAAAAAAACCUACAACCAAGAAUACUCUAUCUAGAAAUGGAAAUAAAAUAAACAAAUGGAACCUAAUGAAACUUAAAAGCUUUUGCACAGCAAAGGAAACCAUAAACAAGAUGAAAAGACAUCCCUCAGAAUGGGAGAAAAUAUUUGCAAAAGAAGCAACUGACAAAAGAUUAAUCUCCAAAAUAUACAGGCAGCUCACACAGCUCAAUAUCAAAAAACCAAACAACUCAAUGCAAAAAUGGGCAGAAGACCUAAACAGACUUUUCUCCAAAAAAGAUAUACAGAUUGCCAACAAACACAUGAAAGGAUGCUCAACAUCACUAAUCAUUAGAGAAAUGCAAAUCAAAACUACAAUGAGGUAUCACCUUACACCGGUCAGAAUGGCCAUCAUCAAAAAAUCUACAAACAAUAAAUGCUGGAGAGGGUGUGGAGAAAAGGGAACCCUCUUGUGCUGCUGGUGGGAAUGUAAAUUGAUACAGCCACUAUGGAGAACAGUAUGGAGCUUCCUUAAAAAACUAAAAAUAAAACUACCAUAUGACCCAGCAAUCCCACUACUGGGCAUAUACCCUGAGAAAACCAUAAUUCAAAAAGAGUCAUGUAUCACAAUGUUCACUGCAGCUCUAUUUACAAUAGCCAGGACAUGGAAGCAACCUAAGUGUCCAUUGACAGAUGAAUGGAUAAAGAAGAUGUGGCACACAUAUACAACGGGAUAUUACUCAGCCAUAAAAAGAGACGAAACUGAGUUAUUUGUAGUGAGGUGGAUGGAUCUAGAGACUGUCAUACAGAGUGAAGUAAGUCAGAAAGAGAAAAACAAAUACUGUAUGCUAACACAUAUAUAUGGAAUCUAAAAAGAAAAAGAAAGAAAAAAAGUGGUUCUGAAGAACCUAGGGACAGGGCAGGGAUAAAGAUGCAGAUGUAGAGAAUGGACUUGAGGACACGGGGAAGGGGAAGGGGAAGCUGGGACGAAGUGAGAGAGUGGUAUGGACAUAUGUACACUACCAAAUGUAAAAUGGAUAGCUAGUGGGAAGGAGCCACAUAGCACAGGGAGAUCAGCUUGGUGCUUUGUGUCCGCCUAGAGGGGUGGGAUAGGGAGGGUGGGAAGGAGACACAAGAGGGAGGAGAUAUGGGGAUAUAUGUUUAUGUAUAGCUGAUUCACUUUGUUAUAAAGCAGAAACUAACACACCAUUGUAGAGCAAUUAUACUCCAAUAAAGAUGUUAAAAAAAAAACUAAUAAAAAAAUUUAAAAAAGAAUACCUAGCAAGGCUUUUAUUUAGUUUUGAAGGAGAGAUGAAGAGUUCUAUAAAUGAGCAAAAGCUAAGAGUUCUGUACCACUAAACCAGUCUUACAAGAAAUGUUAAAGAGACUUCUUUAAGCAGAAAAAAAAAGGCCACAACAAGAAAUAUGAAAAUUAUGAAAGGAAAAAUCUCAUUGGUAAAAGCAAACAUACAGUAAAUGUAGAAAAUCAAUCACUUAUAAAGCUAGUAGGAAGAUUAAAAGACAAAAGUAGUAGAAUAAUCUAUAUCCACAAUAAGUAGUUAAGGGAUAUAUAAAACAAAAAGAAUUAAAUCAUGACAUCAAAAUAAUUAAACAUGGAGGGGGGAAGUAAAAGUAGGGUUGUUAGAAUGUGUUCAAACUUAAGAAGUCAUUAACUGAAAAUAAUUACAUGUAUAUAUAUAAUAUAUAUUUAUAUCUAUCUCUAUUAUCUAGCUAGCUAGCUAGCUAACUAUAUUGUUAUAUUUGAGCCACAAACUAUGGUAACCACAAACGAAAAACCUAAAAUAGAUACACAAAAAAGAGAAAGGAAUCCAAACAUAACAAUAAAGAUAGUCAUCAAAUUACAAGGGAAGAGAACAAAAUAGGAAGGAAAAAAAGAACUAUAAAAACAACCCCCAAACAAUUAACAAAAUAGCAAUAAGUACAUAUCUAUUAAUAAUUACUUUAAAUAUAAAUGGACUAAAUUCUCCAAUCAAAAGACAUAGAGUAGCUGAACAGAUACAAAUCAAUCUUACAUAUAUAUAUAUAUAUGCUGCUUACAAGAGACUCACUUCAGAUAUAAAGACACGCAUAGAUUGCAAGUGAGGGGAUGAAAAAGGUAUUCUAUGCAAAUGGAAAUGACAAGAAAGCUGGGUAACAAUACUUAUAUCAGACAAAAUAGACUUUAAAACAAAGACUGUAGCAAGAGGCAAAGAAGGAUAUUACAUAGUGAUCAAGGGAUCAAUCAAUUGUAAAUAUAUAUGCACCCAACAUAGGAGCACCUAAAUACAUGAAGAAAAUAUUAAUAGACAUAAAGGGAGAAACUGACAGUACUACAAUAAUAUAGGGGACUUUAACACCCCACUUACAUCAAUGGACAGAUCACCCAGACAGAAAACUGAUAAAGAAACACUGGCCUUAAAUAACACCUUAGACCAGAUGGAUGUGAUAGAUAUAUAUAGACUAUUCCAUCCAAAAGCAAUGUUUUUUUCAAGUGCACAUGGAACAUUCUCCAAGAUAGGUUACAUGCUAGGCCACAAAACAAAUCUCAGUAAAUGAAAGAAUAUUGAAAUCAUAUCAGACAUCUUGUCAAACCACAACACUAUGAGACUAGGAAUCAAUUACAACGGGGAAAAGAAAGGCAAAACCCACAAAAACAUGGAGGAUAAAAAUAUGCUACAAAAUAACCAAUGGAUCACUGAAGAAAGCAAAUAAGAAAUCAGAAAAUACCUGGAGACAGGUGAAAAUGAAAAUACAAUGAUCCAAAAUUUAUGGGAUGCAGCAAAAGGGAAGUUCUAAGAGGGAAGUUUACAGGAAUACAAGCCUACCUCAGGAAACAAGAAAAAUCUCAAAGAACCUAACCUUACACCUAAUGGAAUUAGAAAAAGAACAAACAAAACCCAAACUUAGUAGAAGGAAAGGAAUCAUAAAGAUCAGAGCAGAAAUUAAUGAAAUGGAGACCAAAAAAAAAAAAAAAGAAAAAAGAAAAAAGAAAAGAUCAAUGAAA
Orcinus orca (killer whale) is the source of this 19103-nucleotide messenger RNA. RefSeq names its product ST8 alpha-N-acetyl-neuraminide alpha-2,8-sialyltransferase 5 (gene ST8SIA5). Gene Ontology annotation, molecular function: alpha-N-acetylneuraminate alpha-2,8-sialyltransferase activity. The record is from RefSeq and is a predicted model, not a curated record. The transcript is spliced from 9 exons. Bases 3 to 1241 code for a protein of 412 amino acids. NCBI's taxonomy places the organism in Eukaryota, Metazoa, Chordata, Mammalia, Artiodactyla, Delphinidae. Gene Ontology annotation, biological process: N-glycan processing; oligosaccharide metabolic process.